GGAUCACCUGCUGUGGGGGUGUCUAAUCAUUUUUUCUUUAUCUUUCUCUCUCUUCUCUCCCUCUUUUUAUUUCUUUUUAUUUUUCUUGAUUUGACCGGGAUAUAUUGCCAGUUGGCUGAGCCUAUCGUUUUCUACCCAUGGUGAAUAAUUCGUUUCUUUCAUUAACCUCGCCUUUGAGAGGCACCGCACCAGCAUUACGGGGGUGUUCUGUCCCCUUUUCGUUUGUUUCUUUUUUUUUUCCCUUUUUUUCCCCUUCUCUUUUCUUUUUUUUGCUUUCCUUUCCUUCUUUUUCUAUUUUUAUUUUUUAUUUUUCUCUUGACAAUGGCGUUGAUCAUGCGUUGUACUAUGGAUUUGCGGUGUUCUCGGGAUAGAAGGAUGCGCUUGUCUGUUUGGACGUUGGAUGCUUGAACACAUUACCUACUGGAAUUACCUAGCCGUACUAAGUUGCAACUAGAUACGGAGGGUUGGAUCUUUAUAGCGAUUGAUAGCGAUUGAUAG
Molecule: messenger RNA, 498 nt
Organism: Aspergillus candidus
Lineage: Eukaryota; Fungi; Ascomycota; Eurotiomycetes; Eurotiales; Aspergillaceae
Exons: 1
Coding region: 138-371 (77 amino acids)
Source: RefSeq, a predicted model, not a curated record